Elgaria multicarinata webbii is the source of this 2705-nucleotide messenger RNA. RefSeq names its product DnaJ heat shock protein family (Hsp40) member A3 (gene DNAJA3). Lineage: Eukaryota; Metazoa; Chordata; Lepidosauria; Squamata; Anguidae. The transcript is spliced from 12 exons. Bases 7 to 1431 code for a protein of 474 amino acids. Gene Ontology annotation, biological process: protein folding; negative regulation of apoptotic process; mitochondrion organization. Gene Ontology annotation, molecular function: ATP binding; protein kinase binding; heat shock protein binding. The record is from RefSeq and is a predicted model, not a curated record. Gene Ontology annotation, cellular component: mitochondrion.
CCCAAGAUGGCGGCGGUGUGCGCCUCACGCUGGCUGGCGGCGGCGGCCGCGGUCGCCGGGAGCAGCCGGGUGGGCGGCGGCGAGGCGCGGCGGCGGCUGCUGGCCCUGCGCCUGGCUCGGUGGUUGAGCGCGGGCCCCGCCGGCCCCCUCGCGCCUCGACCGGCCCUGGUGCCGCGGCUCGGAAGCAGCUCCGGAGUUCGGCAUCGUCCUCUGGUCUGGGCCGCCUCAUUCCACACCAGCUCCUUCACCUGCGCCAAAGAGGAUUUUUACCAGAUUUUGGGAGUGCCGCGAACAGCCAGCCAGAAGGAGAUCAAGAAGGCUUAUUACCAGCUUGCCAAGAAGUAUCACCCUGACACAAAUAAAGAGGACCCUAAAGCAAAGGAGAAGUUCUCCCAGCUGGCUGAAGCUUACGAGGUCUUAGGGGAUGAAUUCAAGCGGAAACAGUAUGAUACGUACGGCGCAGCUGGCUUUGAUGCGGGCUCGGCGGGCUCUGGGCAGCAGUACUGGCGCGGAGGCCCUUCUGUGGAUCCAGAGGAGCUCUUCAGGAAGAUCUUUGGGGAGUUUUCAGGGUCCCCAUUUGGAGACUUUCACACUGUCUUUGACCAACCACAGGAGUACAUCAUGGAGCUGACGUUCAAUCAGGCUGCAAAGGGGGUUAACAAGGAGAUUGUGGUGAACAUCAAUGACGCCUGCCAGCGGUGUGAUGGCAAAGGGCAUGAGCCAGGCACCAAAGUGCAGCACUGUCACUACUGCAAUGGCACCGGCAUGGAGACGAUCAACACGGGCCCCUUCGUCAUGCGUUCUACGUGUCGGCGAUGCGGUGGACGUGGCUCUGUCAUGACAACCCCUUGCAGCUUAUGCCGCGGCUCCGGCCAGACCAAACAGAAGAAAUCGGUGAUGGUCCCAGUUCCAGCAGGUGUGGAGGACGGACAGACUGUUCGGAUGCCUGUAGGAAAGAGAGAAAUUUUCAUUACCUUCAGGGUUCAGAAAAGCUCCGUGUUCCGGAGAGAAGGCGCAGAUAUCCACUCGGACCUCCACAUCUCAAUAGCACAAGCGGUCCUCGGAGGUACAGCCAGGGCUCCGGGUCUGUACGAGACCAUCAGUAUCGCGAUACCCGCCGGCAUUCAGGUUGACCAGAAGAUUCGGAUGAGCGGGAAAGGCAUCCCCAGGGUUAACAGCUACGGCUACGGCGACCACUACAUCCACAUCAAGAUCAGAGUUCCCAAGAGGUUGACAGACCGCCAGCGAGUCCUGAUGUUGAGCUACGCCGAGGAUGAAGCUGAGGUGGAAGGGACCGUGAAUGGCGUGGCCAACACAACGGCCGGUGGCGGCAGGGGCACGACUAGAGCGGGGGCAGGCGAGGAGAGGCCUGAGGCGGGGGACGGCACGGAGGGAUUCCUAGCUAAACUUAAGAGGAUGUUUAGCUCCUGACUAACCCCACCAGAGGGAAACGUUCUGCUGGAAACUAGACACUGUGACAGCAGUAUCCUAUGUGGAGGUGAAGGGACCCCUGGAGCCUGGCAAGAAUCCUCGGCAGACACACCGUAAGCUUGGUGCGCUGGAGGAGGAGGAGGAGGAGGAGGACAGCACCCACCUCAGCAAGGGGACAUUGCAGCAGGGCCGGCUCUGCAGUGUCAUGAAGGGCUCUUGGGCUUCCUGAGGAGACCUUCCCCCCCCUCCUCCUUUGGACAGAUGCAGACUGCUGAGGGUGGGCAUCUUACCUGCAAAAGUAUAAGUGUACAAUGAACUUCAGGUGAAAUCCUGCUGUCCCGAGGUUUUGACAAGCCCCCCAGAGAGUUCCCAGGCUCCCCAGCCUCCACAACGAGAGGCUUCGGCAAGCACCAGCCCCUGCGGUCUUUGCGACAAGCUCUUCCCCAGGCCAGGAUGCUUUUGGCUCCAGAGCCCCCUCGCCCCGCCAGAGGUGCCUCUCUCGGCUGCAGGUGCACAAGAGCUGGUGGAUCCCUCUAUUGGGAGUCUGCAGGGGGGCCGGAUGGGGGGAGCACAGGUUUCCUCUGGGCCCCACAGCUGUGGUUAAAAUGCUCGUCUGCACUAGCUGCUGCCUUUGCUCCAGAGUGGUGAAGUGAGGCCUGCUGGGGGUGGCUUCACACAGAUGUUUUGUGCAAAAAUGAUGCUUGUGUGGGAAAAGAGCCCUUGCAUGUACAGGGCCACAUCUGGCGAGUGCACGCGUGUCUCUUGCCCUGUUGCCCACAUUCAGAAGUCACGGCCUGUAGAAUCUACUGGAGGUACAUGCAGUCAAACAGGCGCGCGUGUCCUCGUCACGUGUGGCAGUCAUGGAAGUGAGGCCAUUACGGGAAACCGUUCUGGGCAUGAAGCAUCCUUUAGUACCGUGCUGCACUCCUGGCCUGAGAGGACCAUUGCCAGGGAAAGUGAGAGCAGAAAGCAGGCAAGCAGGCUCUGGAGAAAUGUUUCUGGGGCUGAGCAGUUGAACCAGCAGGCACCCAGGACUGCCAGGAGCUUACUGGGAACGUAGGUGGCUGCUGCUUCUAGCUGCCUUUCGCCGGCCACUUGACGACCACUGCGCUCCCCACCUCCCAAGUGAAAGUGACCAGGACUACAGCACUGUUUCCUCCUGUAACGUCCUAACAAGCAGCAUGUGUAAGUCUCUUCUGGAGUCAUUUGGCCUGUAAGGGGAUUCCAUACCAAUGUAAAUACCAAAUCUGCUCAAUAAAGAUAUUUAGAAUCCA